Molecule: messenger RNA, 228 nt
Organism: Racocetra fulgida
Lineage: Eukaryota; Fungi; Glomeromycota; Glomeromycetes; Diversisporales; Gigasporaceae
Source: the annotation of a GenBank genome assembly
AACCAGAAGUUGGAGGCACCAAUUGUGAACAGGUUGUAUUAGUAAGAAUAGAGGUAGGAGAAUGGGUUGUAUUGGUAGGAAUAGAAGUAGGAGAACAGGUUGUAUUGGUAGGAAUAGAGGUUAUAAUGAUAGAAGAACAGGUUGUAUUAGAAGAGCAGGUUGUAUUGGUAGAUAUAUUAGUAGAAAAAGAUAAGUUGGGUGAAAUAUUAUUGAUAGGAUUUUCAGAAG